AUGGCGAAACAAAAAUGGGCACUUAAGCUUUAUUCAGAACCCCAUCUUCACCAUGCCAAACAACAGGCUUCUCAGCAAUAUGAAUUCCUGUUUUGUGUGGAGAUUCCUUGGCCACUGUUACGCUUGUGGGUUGAUCUUUUAGAUGGUAACUCUAUGGAAUUAAGUUACAUUGGUAGUGCUGUGGAUGGACUGUUCACCAUAAAAAGAGGGUGUUUAUGCACAGAGGAGCUCCUACACGAAAUCAAGAGGCUAUGUGGAUCCAAAGAUAACUUUGGCAGUAUUCAUGACCCACUUCUGAACAUCCCCAUAACACCAGAUGAACUCCAUUUGUUAUUAAGAAUAACUGACAAACUACUCCAAAAUGUAAUCAAUGAGGUGCUAGAAAGAGAUGCAGUUGAGGACUUUGAGAAGCCCAGGGGACAACCCAAGGGAAUAUUUCUUAACAGGCUUGUUAAAGCAAUCAGUGGCUUAGGAAUCUCAUUUUCUAUUUGGAACAAAAGAAAUGCAGAUGGCUCUGAAAGCCAGAAGCAUGGCUGUAUUAAAAAGUUCACUGGUCAAGGGGUAAAAAAGAAUAGUGAUAAAGCCAAAAGGAUUUUCUUCCAAAGAUCAAACAAAUGGGAUGCUGCAAAAGACAUUCUCUGCACAGAAAGUAGGCAGUGGGAUCUCAAGCAGCAUGAAAGGGAGAAUCAAACUUACAUGAAAAGAAAGCUGGAGUACUGGGGGCAUGAAAUCAGUGAAAUUAGGAAGUGGAAAAGGUCAGCAAUCCGGAAUCCAUCUCUUUCUGAAAAUGAAGACAUGCAGCACCUCACUCCCAGGGAAGAUUUCAGCAAACUCACUAUCAAGCGGCUCAAGGAAAUAAUGAAAGAGAGGCGCCAUAGUACAGAGGGCCUCUCUAAACUUAACAAACAGGAACUCAUUAGCCUUAUUGAAAGAGGUUCUAGUUAAAAAAAAAAAUGAAGCCUUAAACACCGACCCUGGUAACACUGGUAAAACAUGUUGAAACAGGAUUCCAGCCCAGUGGUCAGCUCCAAGAAUAAUAAUAAGUUUGUUAUAAUUCCUUGCAUCAUGUGAAAUUGAUAAUGUCAAAAAUCAGCAAUGCCUAAAGCUGAGAAGUAAAACUGUUUUGAAAAAAAUGAAAUAACAAAUAAUGCUAUGUUAAUUCCAUUGUAAGUCCACUUGAUAACACUGAUCACAUAAUGAAGGGACUUAAACAAACUUGAUCUUCUCAAUAUAAGCCCUUGGGGCCUCCACAAUAUUGUCAGCUACCCUCUGAUAUGUCACUGGAGAUAACUGUAGGAAUUUUCUCAUUUUAAGAAGAAAUCUAAGUUUGACACCAACCUCAUGUUUGUCAUAUAUACAGUUCCAAUUAGGUGGUAGCUUACAUUUACUAAAAUCAUUUUCAUCAAACAAACACCAAUUCUUUUCUUUAGCAAUCCCUCCCUUUCCCAUAAAACAAGUAUUUAUAUACAUCAUGAUGGAAUUCUAAAGUCAGUCUUUGCUCUGGUCCCUUUGUGUCUUGGGGCAUCUAACAAUGACACACGCAUCCUGUCGACACAUUCCUCAAUUAUCUCCUUCCCAGGCUUUGGAGAUUCAAAGUAACUGCAAACAGAUAAUAGAUAAGGGCUCAAGAAAUUUUGUUUGUAGGUUUUAAAUAUCAUUGUUUAUUUCUGUAG
Molecule: messenger RNA, 1673 nt
Organism: Stylophora pistillata
Lineage: Eukaryota; Metazoa; Cnidaria; Anthozoa; Scleractinia; Pocilloporidae
Source: RefSeq, a predicted model, not a curated record